This is a messenger RNA of Aspergillus mulundensis, 7125 nucleotides long. RefSeq names its product protein kinase MEC1 (gene atrA). Lineage: Eukaryota; Fungi; Ascomycota; Eurotiomycetes; Eurotiales; Aspergillaceae. The transcript is spliced from 25 exons. Gene Ontology annotation, cellular component: nucleus. Bases 1 to 7125 code for a protein of 2374 amino acids. Gene Ontology annotation, molecular function: protein binding; protein serine/threonine kinase activity. Gene Ontology annotation, biological process: protein phosphorylation; DNA damage checkpoint signaling; telomere maintenance. The record is from RefSeq and is a predicted model, not a curated record.
AUGGCCUACCGGACAUCUGCAGAACCAGUCCCGUCCACCCUGGCGGCACAGCUGGCACCACGUCUCUCAUCCCAAGGAAGCCAAGUUCAUCAUCUAACUAGGGAAGCCUUCGCUCAGCUCCGGCAGGAACUUUUGGAUGGCAAAUUCAGUCAAUUAAGCCUUGACGACAGCGCCACUGAUGUUAGCCGGCUAAUAUGUAUCGUGCUCAAGGCCGGCUUGGAGCCGUGUAUGAAGGAUGAAACCCCGAAGAAGGGAGACCUGAAUAACCAAUUGUCGGAUUGCUUGGACAUCAUCCAAACAACAAUUGAGAAAGCGCCCCAUACUUUGACGGAUGUUCCUGAUCCAGAAAUCCUCGGGGAAAAGGCUCCCGCUCCGCUAUACGUUUGGCUCGUCGUCCGGCUUCUUCAACUCUCUUGUGUUCAAUGCAAUGGAAUCGUGGAAGAGAAAGUUGCUGGCAUUUUCUUGACUAUAGUUCGUUCCCAAUAUAAACACACCAAGCUAUGGUCCACUUGUCAUGCCAUUCCCACCUUCUUACGGGCUUGCGCGACCGACAUCAUAUUUUCUCUCGAACGCUUCAAUAUCCACAAGCAAUGGGACGUGUCUCUUCCUGCACCCGAAGGGCCUCUUUCCGUGGCACUAGGCAGACUCGGCCUCCCUUCCACGCUGCUGAAGAAAAGAAUCAAGCUUGGAUCAAUCGGCAAAGCUGUUCUGUUGACUCUCAAGCUUCUUGACUCGUUCACAACGCAGGCGUCUGCUCCUGAUAUAGGAUUUAGCGUCCGGCAGAACCUUGCUUGGAUCUUUAACGGUUAUCAGCGCCUUUGGGGUGUCUUUUCAAGUUGGUUCCGGAGACCCAGCUUAGACAUCAUUGAGUCUAAAGUCGAAAUCUGCUCGCGCUUCUUGACGUCGGUACGAACCUUCUGCUUUCGCGAAACAUCAUUUGCAAUGGAGAUAGCAUACGAUUUCCCUCAAAUGCUAGGCGACAUACUGUCUUCAGGCCUUCUGGACCAUUCUCAAUCUCUUCAACUAGAGCUGUGUCGGUUCAUUGACGACAUCACCAAUCUAACGGAUUGCACCAAGUCUAUCAGAGGACUCUUCCUGCCAUUAACCGAGGCAAUGAAGAAAGCUACUUUCAAGGCACUCGAGCCGCAUCUACAGGUCGCGAUUCACAGUGCUCUUGCCAAGACGGUGCGGACGUGUGCGACCGAUCUGUCCGACCAUGGCGUCAAAACAAUGCUUGAUUCUUUUGCUUGUAGCCAAGGGCUGGCGGUGUCAGCUCAAGAGGCUGAUGAUGAUGAUUCUGAGCGAGAACGGAAGCGCCGGUGUCUCCCUCGGCCGAAGCCGCAAAGCAGGCCAGACGCAAUUCAACAGCUCGUCUCGAGGCUACUGGAUAUUCUGCGCUAUGAAGGCCCAUCGGACUUGGAAACUCUUACGUUUGCGGUCUUCAAGUCUUUCCCUGCAGUCCUUGAGCAAGAUAAACAGGAAUUUUUAGAUAAAGUAGGCCGUCUACCCUGUGCAUUCGCGGGGAGUUUGUCGACGGCGGUCCAAAGCAAAUCCCUGCAGAAACAUCUUUGUCAUAUCUGCGACGAAGAACAUCACGGCGAAACUCAGUUUAAUGGGCAAAUUAAUGAAAGCAAUCAAUUAUGCCAGAUACUGGCAUUCAUUAUUCCUAGGAUCCCGCGUUCCUCAAUCAUCAGAGUGACCACUAUGGCUACAUUGAAACGAAUUUCAAUGCACACCUCGAACCCCACGCAUCUUCAACUCUCAAAUUCUAUCUCCGGUGAUUUUCUUCUCGGUUCGCUUCGAAGCUCUGUGCGAGAGCUUCGAGUCGUCGCUGGGUUUUCGAAUGAUGAAGAAAUGAAUAUAAUCCUUCUUCGCCUCGUAGAAUACCUGGGCCAUCCAAAUCCGUUUACCUGCGGGAUAGCCUACAGCGAAAUGUCAAAGCUUGCGCAGCAGUUUGCCGUCACACCAGCGGGCUUGUUUCGUCCUUUCUGGAGGACGCUUGCCGUGACUGUCGCAAAAAAUCUGCAAUCUCGUCCUUACAUGGCGGAACAGCUUUGCGACCUGCUCGGGAUGACAGUUGACGAUUUCUUAAGGCUAACAGAGGUCUAUGUCCUACCUCAUCUAGUGCUCUGGCGUAAGAAAGAAGUUAUUGCGCGUAUUGGAGGGACCUACAAAAAUGCCAAGAGCCCCUUUGAUAUAUGCUCAGAAAAGGACAACCUCGCGGCAAUACUGGCAUUUUUAUUGUGUCAGUCCUCCUCGGAUCCUCAGAAAAUGAUCAUGGCCACGUUGUCUGCUGUGGACUCUGCUUUCGAUGGCCGUACUCUAGCAGAGCUGGUUAGGAUUGAGCCAAUUUUGAUUGCCUGCGACCUCUUAAAAGGUCUUGGUGAUGUUGGGGAAGAAAAGGGAGCGAAAUUCCAAGAAGCGCUACGUAUUCUAUCAACUCUCGUGCCGCGCAAAUCAACGCAUGCGUCAAGAAAGUCCAAUUUGGUGGGUCAUUUCAUCGAGGAGCAUGUCCUUGGCAUAAUCACACAGUUCGCGCACGCCAUCAAUGAUUUUCAGAUUAGACAGCCGCUCGUUGAGAAAAAAAGGAAUAUCAUGGCUAUUGGGGCGAUGAUCAAGGUUGCUCCCGGGCAUGUGACCAGUGCCCUGCCGCAGAUAUGUGCUUGUUUGCGGUCCGCAUUGGAAAUUCGAGAACUAUGCAAUAAUUCCUUCAUGGUAUGGGGCACAUUAGUGAGCUCUUUGCAUGAAGAAGAAGUCGAGCCUCUUCUCGAUCAAACGCUCUCUAUCGUGAUCAAACAUUGGGCCAACUUUACGGAAGAAACUAGAAACUUUGCUUAUCAACUUGUUGAGCACAUCUCAAAGACUCACAGUGAGCUCCUACAAGAUAUCUUCGCUACCAUGCCUUCCUUGGCCUCGAUACCUGUGCUCUCUGUAUUUGAGGCGCAAUUUAACGAACUGAAAGGCACACUAGAUGUUCGGAGUCAAUUCAUGGCUUUUGCCCGUCGGUGCAUCAGCGAAAAUGCCACUGUAGUUGAACAAGCUUUGACAGAGCUUGUCUUGUAUCUUGGGGAACACGAGGACUUCGUUCACAGGUCUGUUCUGAGCGAGCAACCAGAUCCGGCUGUAGCGCAUCUGGUGAGGUCUUUACUCGACUGCUGUGUGAAAUUUAACACUACAUCAGAACCUAUUACAUUGCUUUCAGCUCGCUGCCUUGGCUCUAUCGGCUGUCUGGAUCCGAAUCGAGUUGACACGAUCAAAGAGAAAAAGGCGAUCCUUGUUUUGUCAAACUUUGAUAAAAUGGAGGAGACGUUUGACUUUGUGCUCUUUUUCUUCCAGCAUGUGCUAGUCGACGCCUUCCUAUCGGCGUCUAACACUAGGGCUCAGGGGUUUUUAGCUUAUGCUAUGCAAAAUCUGUUGAUGUUCUGCAACCUCAAUACAGCGAUCACGCAACGUUCGCGCGGCGUUCAAGCUGACGAAAAGUAUCAGCGAUGGUUGGGGCUUCCUGAGGCCGUCCGCAACACUCUGACGCCCUUCCUGACGUCAAGAUAUACCGUUACCAUCAAGGCAGCCACUUCCAAGUGCUCAUUCCCGUUGUUUGCACCUGGUAUGAGCCAUGCCGAUUGGCUACGAGGCUUUGUGCAAGGUCUGCUGCAAACUGGAAACGGGAAUAACGCGAAGACUGUGUUUAGCAUUUGCAGUCGUAUCAUCAAGGGACAAGAUAUCUCCAUAGCAUCUUUUCUUUUUCCAUUUGCCGUUCUGCACCGUGUGGUUGGAGGAACUGAGAGGGAAAAAAAUGAGCUGCAAGGGGAGCUCUUGAAUAUCCUCUCUCAUCCUCUUUCUGAAAGUAGGGAUGAUGUGCACGAAGCGGUCUUGUUAUGCAGCCAGAGUGUGUUUGAGGUGUUGGACUACCUUUCGAGAUGGGUGCAGGGGAAGAAAAAGCAAUUGAAUGGUCUAAAAAGUCGCAAUCACCACAAGACCUCCAAGGAAAGUGACCGGGAUUUGUUGAUUGACUCUUACGCUGCUCAGACCAAAGCAGUGGAAUCUCUUUUGAGCUCCAUACCGCCAGAAGUGAUCUCGAAGCGAGCUGUGGAGUGCAAGUCUUUCUCUAGAGCGCUAUUUCAUUGGGAGCAGUAUAUUCGCCAAUUUACGGCUCGCCUUCAAACACAAAAGUCUAGCAGUCUAGAGCCUCUCUAUGAACACCUCCAGGGCAUCUACAGUCAAAUCGACGAGCCAGAUGGAAUUGAGGGUAUCUCAACCCACCUCCAUGUUCUAGACAUUGAUCAACAGGUGCUUGAGCAUCGAAAGGCGGGGAGAUGGGCCACUGCACAAAGUUGGUAUGAAUUACAACUGGAAAGGGAACCCGGUAAUCUUGAUGCCCAGUGGAACCUGUUUACCUGCUUGAAAGAAUCUGGACAACAAGAUGCAAUUCUCACGCGUUUUGAGAUUCUCAAGAAGACAGAAUCUGUUCCCAAAUUCCUCCCCUUCGCGGUGGAGGCGUCGUGGAUGACAGGUAAAUGGGAGAAAAUGCACAGUUUCCUCGAACUUUGUGCGCAAAAAACAACCGCAGACUUUAACAUAGGCAUUGGCUUAGCUUUGGAUGCCUUCCGUCGAGGCAACCCUCAGCAAUUUGGCGAAAUUGUAAAUGGGUUACGGUUGAGUGUCGCUAGGUCCCUCACUACUAACUCUGCCACGUCCUUACAAUCCUGUCAUGAUAGCAUGCUCAAGUUGCACGCUCUGACAGAGAUAGAGUCUGUUGUCCUACACCCACACCCUGACUUGCGGGAUGCUUUAGAUCGUCGCUUAGAUGUACUAGGAGGAUACCUGUCUGACAAGCAGUAUCUUCUUGGAUUGAGGAGAGCUGCUAUGGAAUUGACUGGCAAAUUUGCGGAUUCUGAUAUAGCCGCUGCAUGGCUGACCAGUGCUCGGUUGCUGAGAAGAGGCAAUUUUGGCAAUCAAGCAUAUCAGUCAAUGCUCAAUGCUGCUCAUCUGAAGGAUCGCUCCGCCACCAUUGAACAUGCUCGACUACUCUGGAAAGACGGUCAUCACCGGAAAGCCAUACAGAUUUUAGAGGGGGCGAUAGCUGCAAAUGAAUUUGCCUCCACCACAUCGAAUUCUGACAAUCCAGAUCCACAACCUGCUGCUUCUGCCCAUGAGAAACACCAAAAUCUACUUGCCGCCAGGGCGCAUCUGUUGUUAGCAAAAUGGACUGAUAGAGCAGGACAAACACAAUCAGAUAUAAUAGUACAAAGAUAUCGUGAGGCUAUCAAGCUCCAUACCAGAUGGGAGAAGGCUCAUUAUUAUCUUGGCAAACAUUACAACAAAAUCUUGGAUUCGGAGAAGUUGAAGCCGCUGGGGAAGGAAGCACAAAUCUACUUGAGUGGUGAGGCAUCGAAACUUGUCGUUGACAAUUACCUUCGAUCAUUGGCACAUGGCAGCAAAUAUGUUUUCCAGUCAUUGCCAAAAGUCCUGACCCUCUGGCUGGAACACGCGUCAACUAUUGAGCAACCGCUUGAUCCGAAAAGGGGUGACAACGCGGACUUCCAAGCGUAUACUCUAAACCAACGAAAGAAGAGUCUAGACGACAUGCACUCGCAGCUAAGAAAAUAUGUGAACAGAAUCCCAGUUGCAUCGCUCUUCACGAUCUUGUCUCAAGUUGUUGCGCGAAUAUGCCAUCCAAACCCCACUGUUUAUAACCUAUUAACCAAGAUUGUGGCGAAAGUAGUAAACGCUUUCCCUCAGCAAGGGCUAUGGACUGUUCUCGCAGUAGCCAAGUCAUCGUCCGCAGAACGAGCCUUAAGGGGUCUCACUUGCCUCAAUAAAAUUACCGAGAUCAACAAGAAGUUAAAAACAGAGACAACCUCUGAUGUUCGCGGAAUGAUAAAUCAAGGGCAAAGGUUUUCAGAUGAGCUGUUGCAAUUAUGUGUGGCAAAGAUUGAGAACAAGACCUCCCGAAUCAACCUUGCACGACACCUCAACUUCAAUCAUAGAGUAGCCCCGUGCCGACUUGUCGUUCCCUUCCAGGCGAUGCUUACUCCAAUCUUACCAGCCAGCCAUGAUCUCGACUACCUAAAAAAUUUCAGGGCUUUUCCUCGGGACUCCACGACUAUUGAAGCCAUCCUUGACGAUGCCCAAAUUCUCAACUCUCUCCAAAAACCUCGAAGGAUCGGCAUCUUGGGCUCGGACGGGAAAAUCUACAAUAUCCUAUGUAAACCGAAGGACGACCUCCGAAAAGAUCAACGCCUGAUGGAGUUCAACAACAUGAUAAACAGAUUCUUGAAAAAGGACGUAGAAUCCAGCAAGCGACGCAUGUAUAUUAAAACGUAUGCUGUUACGCCGUUGAACGAGGAAUGUGGACUUAUCGAGUGGGUGGACAAUCUCAGAACCUUGAGGGACUUGAUCACGAAGUCACUUAAGGAGAGGGGCAUAGCGCCAAAUUAUGAGGAAAUCCGACAACAUCUCAACGAGGCUUGCUCGGAUCCAUCAAAAGUGUCAAUAUUCACGGAUAAGAUUCUAGCAAGCUUUCCUCCUGUUUUACACGAGUGGUUUGUGGAGGUUUUCCCCGAGACUGGAGCAUGGUUUGCAGCGAGGCUUCGCUACACUCGGUCCUGUGCUGUCAUGUCAAUGGUUGGAUAUGUCCUGGGCCUAGGGGACCGCCACGGUGAGAAUAUACUCUUUGAGGAAGGCACUGGUGGUGUCCUACAUGUUGACUUCAAUUGUCUCUUUGACAAGGGUUUGACCUUUGAUAAGCCGGAGUUGGUGCCGUUUCGACUCACGCAAAAUAUGAUUGACGCUUUCGGUGCUUACGGGUAUAAUGGUCCAUUCCGGAAAACGUGCGAACUAAGCCUGGAUCUUCUAAGACAGAAUGAAGACGCUCUCAUGACUAUACUUGAGACAUUCUUACAUGACCCCACGACAGAUUUUAUUGGCAAGAAGCGCCGAACCCAUGCGAAUGUACCGGAUACCCCUGCUGGCGUCCUAGAAAAUGUUCGCAACAAGCUCCGAGGGCUUCUUCCCGGUGAAUCAGUUCCAUUGUCGGUGGAUGGUCAUGUCGAUGAACUGAUCAUGCAAGCAACCAAUGUACGUAAUCUUGCGGCCAUGUACAUUGGUUGGUGUGCUUUCUUUUAG